Carya illinoinensis is the source of this 1260-nucleotide messenger RNA. RefSeq lists its product as uncharacterized. Lineage: Eukaryota; Viridiplantae; Streptophyta; Magnoliopsida; Fagales; Juglandaceae. The transcript has a single exon. The record is from RefSeq and is a predicted model, not a curated record. Bases 1 to 1260 code for a protein of 419 amino acids.
AUGGAGGAGAUUGAGGAGGUAUGGAGUAGAUUGCGGCUCAGUGAGGAGGAAAACACUCCGAUCGUAGUGAGUGAAGGACAGAAGGAUAGUGAUCGACGAAUGGGGGAACAGAGUUUAGUGGGGAAGAUUUGUACGACAAGGAGAAUCGAGAAGCAGACAGUGAAAGGAUUAAUGGAGAAGAUCUGGAAGGUUAGUUUACCUUUGGACUUUGAAGAAAUUAGUCUGAAUUGUUUUGUGAUUACAUUUGCAAGUUCAAGGGAUAAAACGAGAGUUUUAGAGGGCUGUCCUUGGCUCUUUGAAAACUAUUUGUUUGUGUUAAGAGAUUAUAACAGUGAGAUCCAGCCAAAUUUAAUGAACUUUGACUAUGAGAAGUUGUGGAUUCAAAUGCACAAUUUACCACUCGGUUAUAUGAAUAAAAGGAUGGGUGAGGAGAUUGGAAGCUCGGUUGGGAAGGUGAUUGAGGUAGAUGUAGAUGAGGAGGGGUGGGCAUGGGGAAGAUGUUUGAAAGUUAGAAUAGAAUGCAACUUGAAAGCUCCAUUGGCUCGGGGUAGAACUGUCAAGGUAGCAGGAGGACAGAUCUGGGUGCCAUUCCAAUAUGAGAAGCUUCCUAGGAUGUGCUUCCAAUGUGGAUGCAUAGUGCAUAGUAGGGAGGGAUGUUCUGUGGGGGAAGUUUCUGGAAAGAAUCAAUUUGGUACCUGGCUGAGAGCAUCAGUGAGCAUUAAAAAACAAAGUCAGCAAAAGGAAAAUAAAAAAAGGGAAAUUGUAAGUGGUGAUGGAGAGGGGAUGAUGGAAAUUAGGGAUUCUAAAGGAAAAAUAAGGAGUGAAGGAGUAGUGUUUGAGGAAAUUCCUGUCGAAGUUCAUAAGGGAGAUGAAAAGAGUGGAGGUAGGGAAGAUACUGAAUUAAAAGACCAUGAAUCAGAUGUGCAGGAGGAGGGGCUCAACUCAGCUGUGACCUCCAUUGAGCAUUCUGCAGUGAUAGCAGAGGUUAAUUUGGAGGUGGAGAAGAUUGAUGAAGAGGAAUUGCAAGACAAGGGUACACAAGUAGAGAAAAAAAAGUGUUGGAAGAGAAGAGUAAGGGGAAGGGGUCAGGUGAGUCAGGUUUGCUCUUUAAAACUGAAUUCUAAACGUGCAAAAUCUGAGGAGGAUGUGGAAAUGUUGUUGUUAGGGGGUGGAAAAAAGGCAAGACUGAAUGAGGGAGCAGAGCCUGUGUAUAAUCUCUGUGAGGUGGAGGCUGUUGAGCAGCCCUACCUGGCAUUAUGA